Molecule: messenger RNA, 3249 nt
Organism: Nyctereutes procyonoides (raccoon dog)
Lineage: Eukaryota; Metazoa; Chordata; Mammalia; Carnivora; Canidae
Gene: PTPRH
Product: protein tyrosine phosphatase receptor type H
Exons: 20
Coding region: 1-3249 (1082 amino acids)
Biological process (GO): angiogenesis; protein dephosphorylation
Molecular function (GO): cadherin binding; protein tyrosine phosphatase activity
Source: RefSeq, a predicted model, not a curated record
AUGAAGGGGACCAGAGGGGACCUCAGGACCUGGGGGAACCUGGUGCUGCUGGGCCUGUGCAGCUGGACAGGAGCAAGGGUGGCUGCCCUCAACCCUGUCAGAAACCUGAGUGUGGAGGCCCAGACCACCAGCUCCGUCACCCUGAGCUGGAUAGAGCCGGCCGACCCUGACCCUAGUAACUACACCUACUGGAUCCAGUGGACUGCCAAUGAGACCAAAAGCACAACCAACACCAGUGUCAUAGUGGAUGGACUGCAACCCGGGUCCUUGUAUGAAUUUGUCGUGUGGGUAGAGAAGAAUGGAGUCAGCAGCUCCAACAAGACUUGCAACGCCACCACAGCUCCCAACCCUGUCAGAAACCUGAGUGUGGAGGCCCAGACCACCAGCUCUGUCACCCUGAGCUGGAUAGAGCCGGCCGACCCUGACCCUAGUAACUACACCUACUGGAUCCAGUGGACUGGUAAUGAGACCAAAAGCACAACCAACACCAGUGUCAUAGUGGAUGGACUGCAACCCGGGUCCUUGUAUGAAUUUGUCGUGUGGGUAGAGAAGAAUGGAGUCAGCAGCUCCAACAAGACUUGCAACGCCACCACAGCUCCCAACCCUGUCAGAAACCUGAGUGUGGAGGCCCAGACCACCAGCUCUGUCACCCUGAGCUGGAUAGAGCCGGCCGACCCUGACCCUAGUAACUACACCUACUGGAUCCAGUGGACUGGUAAUGAGACCAAAAGCACAACCAACACCAGUGUCAUAGUGGAUGGACUGCAACCCGGGUCCUUGUAUGAAUUUGUCGUGUGGGUAGAGAAGAAUGGAGUCAGCAGCUCCAACAAGACUUGCAACGCCACCACAGCUCCCAACCCUGUCAGAAACCUGAGUGUGGAGGCCCAGACCACCAGCUCUGUCACCCUGAGCUGGAUAGAGCCGGCCGACCCUGACCCUAGUAACUACACCUACUGGAUCCAGUGGACUGGUAAUGAGACCAAAAGCACAACCAACACCAGUGUCAUAGUGGAUGGACUGCAACCCGGGUCCUUGUAUGAAUUUGUCGUGUGGGUAGAGAAGAAUGGAGUCAGCAGCUCCAACAAGACUUGCAACGCCACCACAGCUCCCAACCCUGUCAGAAACCUGAGUGUGGAGGCCCAGACCACCAGCUCUGUCACCCUGAGCUGGGUAGAGCCGGCCGACCCUGACCCUAGUAACUACACCUACUGGAUCCAGUGGACUGGUAAUGAGACCAAAAGCACAACCAACACCAGUGUCAUAGUGGAUGGACUGCAACCCGGGUCCUUGUAUGAAUUUGUCGUGUGGGUAGAGAAGAAUGGAGUCAGCAGCUCCAACAAGACUUGCAACGCCACCACAGUCCCCAAUGCAGUGACAAGUCUUGGGACACAGGACCAGACCAAUAGCUCCAUCACCUUGAGCUGGACAGCUCCCCUGGGCCCAGAUCAACCUCCCUACACCUACGGGGUCUCAUGGGUCAAGGAGGGCAUUAUUGCCAUUAACACCCAGGACACCCCAGAUACCAGCAUCACACUGAAGGAACUGGAAGCUGGGAGCUUGUAUACCUUCACUGUCUGGGCAGAGAGGAAUGGAGUCAGCAGUGACAGCAGGACACUCACUGAAGCCACUGCUCCCAACAGGGUCACAGAUCUGCACAACGAAACUCAGAACAACAGCUCCAUCACUCUGGGGUGGAAGGCCCCCACAGACUCCCACUCUCAGACCUACACAUACUGGGUCCAGUGGGCCCCUGGGGGACAUCCCCAAGGAGAGCAAGACCCCCGAGAACAUCAGGCCAGCCAGAUAGGCAGAACCAAUGAGACUCGCUAUGAGGUACAGGCCCUGGAACCCGGGACCCUGUACAACCUCAGCGUAUGGGCAGAGAGGAACAAUGUGACCAGCUGGGCACAGAGCCUCCUUGCAUCCACAGCCCCGAGCCCGGUCACCAUCAUGUCCUGCAUCAGCACCUCUGGAGGCUAUGGGGUCAUCUUGACCUGGUCCUGCCCCCAGGGAGGCUACGAGGCCUUUGAGUGGCAGGUGGGUGGACAGGGGGACUCCCAGAACAGGUCCUCGUGUGGGAGGAGCGUGUCUGUUUCAGAUCUCAGGCCGGCCCAGUCCUACCCAGCCACCGUCACGACCAUCUGGGAUGGAAUGAGAGCCCCGUCUGUCUCUGUGACCUGCCACACUGACAAUGCAGGGGUGAUUGCUGGAGCCAUUUUUGGUGUCAUCCUGUUUCUCAUCCUGGUGGGUCUGCUGAUUUUCUUCCUGAAGAAGAGGCACAAUAAGAGCCAGAGGGAACCAGCACCCAGGGGUCUCGUUUUCAGCCUCUCAAAGGACAUCCUAGCAGAAGACUUUGCUGACCACAUCAGGAAAAAUGAGAUGGACAGCAAUAAUGGCUUCGAAAAGGAAUACCAGCAAUUGUAUCUGGAGAGCCACAACCAGUCUCAAACGGUGGCCUCAGCUCCUGAAAAUGGUGCCAAGAACCGUUACAGAAACGUGCUGCCCUAUGACUGGUCCCGUGUGUCCUUGAAGCCCCUCCAGGAUGAGCCAGGCUCUGACUACAUCAACGCCAGCUUCAUGCCUGGUCUCGAGGAUCCCCAAGAGUUCAUUGCCGCCCAGGGCCCCCUGCCCCAGACAGUGGGUGACUUCUGGCGCCUGGUGUGGGAGCAGCAGAGCCACACCCUGGUCAUGCUGACCAACUGUGUGGAAUCCGGCCAGGUGAAGUGUGAGCAUUACUGGCCUCUGGACACCAAGCCCUGCACAUAUGGGCAUCUCCAAGUGACCCUGGAGGGUGAGGAGGUGCUGGAGAACUGGACAGUCCGGGACCUGAAGCUCUGGCACAUGCAAGAGCAGAAGAUGCUACCCAUACGUCAGUUCCAUUACAUGACCUGGCCCGACCACAGCGUCCCCUACUCCCCAGACCCCAUACUGGCCUUCUGGAAGAUGCUCCGGCAGUGGCUGGACCAGACUGUGGGGGGAGGUCCCCCCAUUAUUCACUGCAGUGCUGGCGUGGGCCGCACGGGCACUCUCAUUGCCUUGGAUGUCCUGCUGCGGCAGCUGGAGCGUGAUCGAUGUGUGAGGCCCUUCAACUACGUGAGGAAGAUGAGGGAAAGCCGGCCUCUAAUGGUGCAGACCGAGGCCCAGUAUGUCUUCUUGCACCAGUGCAUCCUACGAUUUCUCCAGCAGCCAGACCAAGCCCUGACAGAAAAUGGGGCCGCAUAUGAGAACCCACUGUAUAAGAAUAUCUGA